AACACGCGUGACAUACCGCGUUGUGUUUGUUCAGUCAAUUAGGCCUUAGGAGCUCAAAGGACGCCCGCUUUCACCUUUCGCGUCGUGAUGUCCGAGUCAAUUCCUGUCCAAUGGAUAUCGCAGUAUAUCAUCAAAGUGGCCGAAACCUGUGGAAAGUCAUUUACUGAUGUCCCUCUCGAAGCCAUAUCACCUAGCAAGAAGAAGAGAGUUCAAAUACUCGAAUUUUUAACAUACAACCCAGACGCAGCAAUAUGGGGGAGAGUGUCCGAUAAGGAAUACAGUAUUCCCGUGUGUUUCACUAAAGACGCCGUGUUGCAAUAUAUGAAGGAUUUGCAAGGUCGAAGGCUCACAGAAGCAAAGCAUGCCAUCUUUCUCAUUGGGCAAUUUCGCCCCAUCUUCGUACGAAUUCCUGUUGGAAAUAAUCGUUCGAAUUCGAGCGAGGUCCCUCAUAUAGCUCUAGAAGCUGGUGUUGUUAAAUUUGUUGGCUCUGGUUUAGACGUUUUCGGUUCGCCGCAGGAUGUUGAAAUGAACUCUCGAGUGAAGGCAUGGGUCCGCGGACUCCGACAAGGCGGCAAUGGCGGGGAUGUCCUAAAGCGUGUUCAACAAAAUGCAGCAGAUUCACAACUCCAGGAAAUCUGUCCAGCCAUCAACCGUGUGGAAGCACCUCCCAUGCUUCAGGCUCGGGAACCAGAACGCAAUUCACCCCAUAUCUCGCCAGAACGUCCUGUCCGAAGGGCCGAUCUGAUGAGGGAAUAUCGCAAGCGCUGGGCACAUAUCGAGAACUUGGAAGAUAUCUCGACAGCUACAAUAGAUCCUUGUGAUGGUGACGAUGUGCAAACGCUCGCUGGUGAACAACCUCAAAUGGGCCAGCUUCCUGUUGAAGAGUGUGUACCUCCUGAUGCUGUGGUCGUUGUCGCAAGAUCUCAACCUUGUACCCCACCGCGCACAUGUACACGUACACCUGAGCAAGACAUAAAUGAGCAGACCACACCCAGAACCUCAGAAUGGCCUUCAUCUGCGCCCGGAAGCCCUACUGGAGUGCUGCCAUCUCCAGCUCAUGAUAGAGACGACGAUCUUCCAAAUCACUGUGUGAACGCAGGAGCUUCUCCGGAGGAAAAUGGUCCCUUACACGAACCAUCCACACCCUCUGCUACUUCGCCCCUUCGCCCGCCCACACCCGCGCAGCGCAUUAGACGGUCAAGUCUUCAUCCAUCCCCUUUAGAUUCGUCCCCCAUACCUGCACCACCUUCCUCAUUUCCUACCCACAUUCGUAGAAACAUAAAGAGAAGAGUUCCUCACCCUGGUGUACCGCUGUUACCAGCCGAUCACUCAGGUCCAACUCAGAUUCUCGUCCCCAAUUCUGAUACUUCAGGAACUCAAUCUCAGUCUCAAUCUCAACCACAGUCGGAACCUUCAUCACAACUGUUCUCCCAAUCACAGUCACAUCGACCCCCGUUUCCAUCCCAGCUGACGCAAGAAUUCAAGCCAGGACCAACGUCGACACCCGCUGCUGUCAAACAGAGCCUCUCUGGCACGGAUCGUGGAGCUUCGUUAAUGCCUCUAGAUGACCAGCUCGGUCAUUGGGGCGGUGAUCGUGCUUCUUCUCCGGGUGUCAUCAACUGGGACGUUCAUGAGAGUCUCGGCCAUGGCGAUCAUCAACCAUCCGACACCAACCCAGAUGCACAUCGAGUCCUACAACAAUCGACGACUGAAGAUCCUGAUACGAUGGAUGUUGACCCGGUCGAUGGCAUUGAGAUUCCCGCUGCUGUGCAUACCACUCCUUCACAAGUACCCGGAGACCCAUUGGACAGACACAAACCCAUGAGGGACACCUCACCGCAACCCUCCGAUUCGUCUAUGCAUUCAUUGUUCUCUGGUUCCCCUAGCUUUUCACUAUCCCAGUCCGAAGUCAUACCCUCCAUUGUACCCCGAACAACCUCAGGCGAACCAACAAGUCAGGCCCCUUCACACGAUGCAGAGGCUUGGAAGGCACCCAGUUUCAUGAGCUCUCGGAAGGGUAAAGGCAAGGCUAUAGAAGUGCUUGACAAGACAUCCGGGAUAUACAAAAGAAGACGGGCGUCGCCCACAUUUUCGUCUCCACUGGCUUCUCACAAGCGCAGAAAAAAUGUGGUGGAUGAAACGGAACCUGGGCCCGCAAGACCUGUCGAUGAAGACGAAAGAGUAAUAUCCACCGUCCCAAACGGGAAGAGCAACCACGCCGUCGCAUUGGAUAUUAAGCAGUCACACAAAGAGACUCCAAAUACCAAACAAUCAUCUUUACGCAGGAUAUCCAAAGAUUUAAGCCAAGUACGGGACGCGUUGCUCCCCCAGAGCAACGACAAGAAGCGCAGGAUACGUUUGAUGGGCUACCAGGUCGACUUUGAGAAUAUUCCUAUCAAAGCUGAAUCUUCCAGUCCAAUGUUGAGCCUGGGACGUUUGCAUGCCAUCAUGCUACGAACCGGAAGAGUACGGACGCUUGGUGACGUGGUGACCAAAGAUGGAAAUAUAUUUAUGAAGUCUGAUUAAUUUGAUGUCCUGUUCAAAAUCCACGUUGAUUAGUAGUAGGCAAUAUAUGGGGAGUUGGAUGCUUUGAUGCUAA
This is a messenger RNA of Suillus plorans, 2599 nucleotides long. RefSeq lists its product as uncharacterized. Gene Ontology annotation, molecular function: telomeric repeat DNA binding. Gene Ontology annotation, cellular component: chromosome, telomeric region; telomerase holoenzyme complex. Lineage: Eukaryota; Fungi; Basidiomycota; Agaricomycetes; Boletales; Suillaceae. Gene Ontology annotation, biological process: telomere maintenance via telomerase. The record is from RefSeq and is a predicted model, not a curated record. The coding region runs from base 88 to 2526 and encodes 812 amino acids. The transcript has 7 exons.